Carlito syrichta (Philippine tarsier) is the source of this 1696-nucleotide messenger RNA. It is a transcript of the gene UBXN6, whose product is annotated as UBX domain protein 6. Gene Ontology annotation, molecular function: protein binding. The transcript has 11 exons. NCBI's taxonomy places the organism in Eukaryota, Metazoa, Chordata, Mammalia, Primates, Tarsiidae. The record is from RefSeq and is a predicted model, not a curated record. Gene Ontology annotation, cellular component: cytoplasm. The coding region runs from base 90 to 1256 and encodes 388 amino acids.
UGAGGACAUCAAGGGAGAAGGCACCCAGGGAGAAGCCCACCCAGCUGGCCCUCAGACAGCCCCGCCAGGGACCCACCGAUGAGGCGCAGAUGGCGGCCGCCGCCGCCCUGGCCCGGCUGGAGCAGAAGCAACCCCGGACCCGGGGCCCCACAUCGCAGGAUGCCAUCCGGAACCAGGUGAGGAAGGAGCUUCGAGCAGAGGCCACUGGCAGCGGGAGCCCGGAUGCCCCAGGGACCAACUCGGUGCCUGAGCCCAGGGAGGAAGGCUCGAUCCAGCUGGCAGUGCCUGCUGUGCUCUUCAUCUGCCCGCUCACCGGCGCCACCCUCAGGAAGGACCAGCGCGAGGCCCACAUCAGAGAGGCCAUUCUGGAGCACUUCUCCACUGACCCGGUGGCUGCAUCUAUCAUGAAGAUCCACACGUUCAACAAGGACCGGGACAGGGUGAAGCUGGGCGUGGACACCAUCGCCAAGUACCUGGACAACAUCCACCUGCACCCCGAGGAGGAGAAGUACCGGAAAAUCAAGCUGCAGAACAAGGUGUUCCAGGAGCGCAUCAACUGCCUGGAGGGGACCCACGAGUUUUUCGAGGCCGUUGGGUUCCAGAAGGUGACACUUUCAGUUCCUGACCAGGAGGGCCCCGAGGAGUUCUACGUGCUGAGCGAGGCUGCCCAGGCCCGGCCGCAGCGCCUGGAGCAGCACAAGACCCAGCUGCUGGCGGCCGAGCCCGUGCGCGCCACCCUGGACCGGCAGCGUCGCGUCUUCCGGCCCUCGCCCCUGGCCUCGCAGUUCGACCUGCCCGGGGACUUCUUCAACCUCACGGCGGAGGAGCUCAGGCGGGAACAGAGGCUCCGGUCCGACGCUGUGGCGCGGCUGAGCAUGCUGCGGACCCAGGCCAUGCGCGACAAGGAGGGCCAGCGCGAGCUGCGCAAGUAUACCUACACGCUGCUGCGCGUGCGCCUGCCCGACGGCUGCCUCCUGCAGGGGACCUUCUACGCCCGGGAGCGGCUGGCGGCGGUGUACGCAUUUGUCCGCGAAGCCCUGCACAGCGACUGGCUGCCCUGCGAGCUGCUGGCCUCGGGCGGGCAGAAGCUGUUGGAGGACGAGAGCCUGGCCCUGAACGAGUGCGGCCUGGUGCCCUCCGCGCUCCUGACCUUCUCGUGGGACGCGGCUGUUCUGGAGGACAUGAAGGCUGCAGGGGCUGAGCCCACCUCCAUCCUGAAGCCCGAGCUCCUGUUGGCCAUCGAGAAGCUCUCGUGAAGUAAAAGCCGAGAUGGCCUCUGCCCUGGGGUCUGUCUCCUGUGUCCUCGUCCCGUCCCCCCAUAGCCUCCAGGCCCUCUCCAGAAACACUAGCUGUGCCCCAUGGGCACGGGAGGGGCGUGGCUGGCUGUGGAGCCAUGGAAGAGGCCAGGCCCACAGGGGUGAGCGCCGGGCCCAUCUUGAGGGCUUGGGGGCAGCGCCGAGUCCACGCCCUCUACUAGCUGCUAUUAACCGGGUCACGGAACCCCCUUCCCUGGGCAGGUAUGGGCAUCUCUCUCAGUAGGCGAGGGUCUGCAGCACCUGGCUCCCGCAUGCCGUGGGCAGUGGGCACGUGUGGUGCUGGAAGCUGGUGACGGUGGCAGGGGGAGACGCUGGCUUGUCAGCACCCAGCUCUGUAAUUACUAAGUUAUGAGUCCAAAUAAAUAGGAUGUUUGGAUGUA